AUGGCCCAGAAUGAUAGGCAUACAAAGACUGCACAUAAGAAGAGGAAAAGUAGUUUGGAUUCUAUUGAUAGGGGUGAUGAUAUUGGUUUCUUCGAUUGUGAUGAUGUAACCAAUAUUGAAAAUGAAGCUUCUCAUAUUGCGGAGGAGGUUGUGCAAAUGGAGAAGGAAAUAGAUGAAAUAGAAGAGAAAAAACAAGAAGCUGCGCAAGAAGAUAAUGAGAUAGAGAAGAGAGAAUGGCAAGAAAUGGAAGUUGAGAAUGUGGAGAAAGUUGAAGAGAAGAAAGAAGGGGAAGAAGAUGUGUUAUGGGAGAAAAUUCUGGUCUCUCUCUCUCUCUCUCUCUCUCUCCCUCCCUCUCUCUUCUCCCCCCCNCCGGCGAAGCACUCUUACGGCGACGUCUUCAGAUGCGCCUCCAAAUCUAAUGACUAUGCUGAGAUCUUUGGAGGGAUCUCGGUCGCCUGCUCCAUCCCCUUCCUUGAUCUCCCGCCUCCGGCUGAGGAUUUCGAGGGAGUUGGCGAGUUGAUCGAUUACCCGGAGAUUUUUGGGGGUUUUAGCGGAGGAGAUUUUGGUGUUGAUUACGAGGAGUUGUUCAAAGGGAAGAGGACGACGGGUGAGAGCUCAGCUUCUUCGAAUGGGAGAAUCCGUACAGAUGUAAUGUUUGGCCAGCAUGCAGAAGUUUCAGACAUCUCACCUGAAGUUGCCACUAAUGAUCAUGUGGGUUGUUCAAAUGAGAAUAAGUUUUUAUCAAGUUCGGAUCAUUUGGAUGAUGGCCCAAAGCAAUACAGUAUGCUGUAUCAUAGAACAAGCCGUGGUAGUGUGGAUGAUGUAAUUAAUGGGAAGAUACACAUAACUGAACUUCAUGUUGUUCCUGAGUAUACCCAUAUGAUUAAUUCAUGUCUCUCACAGGAUGUAAAAAGCAACACUUCUCCAAACACCCAAACCAAGGAUCUCCUUUCUAAUGUAAACCAUAAUGGGCGAUCAGGUGAUUUAGAACAAAACGUAGUUCCACCCACCUCUCCUACUGAUAAUGCAAAGAGUCAUGGAGCUGAUUGGGGAACACAUCACAAAGAAUAUAGCUCUGGGCAUACUGCACCUGAAGAUGAUCCUGUGAACUUGAAGCAUCAUUCACGGUUUUCUAGCAAUUAUUCUGCAUCUAGUGGCGAUAUGCCUCAUUCUGAUGUUCCAUAUGUAAGUGUGUCUGACAUCAAUCUCCGAACACGACCAUCUAAAGUUCCACCGCCUUCAAGAGCGCCUCCCAAAUUAGUUAGUAAGCAAGAAAAUAUUAGGAGUCAUCAAAUACGCUACAGGGUUGGUGCUUCCAAAAACCAUGGUGUUCAGGGGGUUGCUAAGGACGGUUCCUCUUGUUUCCUUGAUGUGGAGAUUGAUGCUAGUUCAGCUGCUGCAGCUUCUGCUGCUGCUAUGAAAGAGGCAAUGGAGCAAGCCCAGGCUAGAUUAAAGAGUGCAAAGGAAUUAAUGGAGAGAAAGCGAGAUAAUCUUCAGAGUCAUAAGCUGGGGCACAAAGAAGGUGCUAAUUAUGCUGAAAGGAUAGAGGUUAAAGCUUCUGUAGAAGGAAUAGAUUUGAAGGAUAUGAUGGUGAAGAAACCCUUGCAAACAGCAGACAAAGGAAUGAAAGAAUAUACUCAGGCUGACAUGCAAAAAUUCAUAAAAGCCGCCAAAACAGCACCAAAUCACAAUGAAAAGGAGAGACAUGUUAUAGCUGAUCACCACUCAAGGGAAGAGAAUGGAUUUAAUUCAUCUCAUGUGGGCUAUAAAUCAGAAGGGGUAUCUGGGGAAUGGAAAACUGAGGAGCAAUUCUAUGAGCUGAUAAACAAUGAGAAAAAGUUCCGAGCAAUCAAAGAGGCCUCCAGGCAGGAGUUUGAUGAGAAGAAACCAGAGACGACUGUAAAAGUCAAUGAAGACAUGGAAAACUAUACUGAAAAGGAUGGACUAGCCAAUGAGAUUAAUAGGACAGUAAUGCUGCAGAAAACUGAUGAAACUAUUCAGAGCAAUGCGAUUGGUAACAAUUCAAAAGGCUCUAAUAUUGAUCAAAAGGUGGAAAGCAGAAAUACUCCUGAAAUAGUUCUCGAAACAUGUAUAGUGAAAGAAAUCAAACCAGAAGUCUUUUCUAGUUCUCAUCACCGAAAUGUUCAUAAGAAGCUACAACUGCCUCAAGAUUUCCUUACCAAUAGAGAGGAUCUAAGUAAGUCAAAUGCUGGUGAGGAGUCUUCUUCUGGAGAAAGUCAAAUGAAUGCAAUAUCUCCUGACAACGCUUUUAAAUUUGGGGAGGUUUAUCAUGAUGAAGAAGAAAAUAUUCAAGUGUAUGAUGCAGAAGAGGGCUGUGUCCUUGUUGACACGGAGAAGAAACUGAGUGGAACUUGUGAUACUUCUGCAUCACAUGUAAUUGUGGAGAAGCCAGAAAUCUUCUGCAGGUUAGGUGUACAACAUGAAAUUGUAAAUGAAAAGGGAGGUGCCUCCGUAAACUGUGUGAUGGAAGCAGAGGAGGAAGUGGCUCAUCGAGAUGAACCUUCUGAAUAUGUAAGGGGAAAUGAUAAGCAGGAAUCCUGUUAUCAACAAACUGAAUGUAAACUAGAAGACACGAUUUCAGAUAGUUAUUGUCCAGAGAGCAUAAAAUUGGAUGGGGCUGAAGGGUCAUGCAUGCCAAAGGAAAAUAUAUUGAUGAAUAAAGUGGCUCAAAAGGAUAAUAUGGUCAAAUUGAACUCGUCUGUGGAAAAUAGUGUAGAUCAAGAAACUCAGCUGGAGCUUCAGCAGAAUGAGAAGAAACAGAAUGUGGAUCAAUCGUCACCAGUGGUGGAGGAUUCUGUAGAGCGAGAAGCUUUGGGAGAUGAGCACAUAAAGAGUGAAAAUGAAAAGUAUGAAGAAGACAGUGGGGUGCUCGGUGCAGAGAGAGCACACAUCCAAGUUGAUCCUGCUCAAGAAGUCCUUCAGAGGGCUGAAUACAAGAAUAUAGGAGAUGUCCAAGAAGGAUCUAGGGUUGAAAAUGAGAAUCUAGGAGAUGCAGAAGUCUGCCAGAAGCCAUGGAGUUCAUCUCAUGAUCCUGUAGAAACUCUGCAAACUGUAGUGGCGGAGAACUCUAAUUCUGAUAUGCAGAAAAGAGAAAAAAUGGCAAAUGAACAAACAAAACAAAGAGAAAGAGAACAUGAGAAAGAACAAGCAAGAAAAUUAGAGGAAGAGAAAGAAAGGGAAAGGGAAAUUGCUUUCGAAAGGGCGACACGUGAAACACAUGAACGAGCCCGGGAGUGGGCAGAAAGGAUUGCUGUGGAGAGGGUUACUACUGAAGCUCGACAAAGAGCAAUUGCAGAAACAAGGGUAAAAGCAGAGAAAGCUUCUGCUGAAGCUUUGGAGAAAUCAUUAGUUGAAAAAGCAUUAAAGGAGGCUAAAUUGAGGGCAGAGCGUGCAGCAGUUGAGCGAGCAACAGCAGAGGCUCGAGAGCGUGCUGUAGAAAAAGCACUUGCUGAGAGAGCUGCUGCUGAUGCACGCCAACGUGCAGAGAGACUCAAUCCUACUUCUCGAGACAAGAGCAUGAAACACAAUGAAACUGGUGACUAUUUCAAGGUAAGUGAUAAGGCAGAUAAUGGGAUAAGGCUAAAGACCAAUUCUUCUGAUGUUCUACGUGAUGUAAGAUUGCAGACUGCAGGACCUUCCUGCAGCUCAAAAAAGUGUUCAGAUUCUUCUGCUCAUGGUGAAGUUGAGUCUCCUUUAAGGUGUAAAGCAAGGCUGGAGAGGCAUCAGCGGACUGUCGAGCGUGCGGCAAAAGCUCUUGCAGAAAAGAAUUUGCGCGAUGUGCUAGCUCAAAGAGAGCAAGCAGAGAGAAACAGGUUGGCAGAAUCAUUGGAUGCUGAUGUAAAGAGGUGGUCCACUGGGAAAGAAGGGAAUCUGAGAGCAUUGCUAUCGACUUUGCAAUACAUCCUUGGCCCUGAAAGUGGUUGGCAGCCAGUACCUUUAACGGAUGUUAUUACUGCCGUUGCUGUUAAAAAAGCUUAUAGGAAGGCUACUCUGUGUGUGCAUCCUGACAAAUUGCAGCAAAGAGGUGCUAGCAUUCAACAGAAGUACAUCUGCGAGAAAGUGUUUGAUCUUCUUAAGGACGCUUGGAACAGAUUCAAUUCGGAAGAAAGAUAACAGAUAACGUAUAACAUGGAUGUUAAUUACCAUCUGGUAUGCGUUAUGAUUUUAAACUGAUCAUGUUUAAUUGUGCCUUUAUAAUAACUAUUCUUUUGCAAAUCUGUAAAUGUAAUAUUCAAUUCUUCCAUUUGGGAGCACCAAUUAGUAAUGGUCUGAGAAUCAAACUA
Asparagus officinalis (garden asparagus) is the source of this 4304-nucleotide messenger RNA. RefSeq names its product auxilin-like protein 1. Gene Ontology annotation, biological process: clathrin coat disassembly; clathrin-dependent endocytosis. The record is from RefSeq and is a predicted model, not a curated record. Lineage: Eukaryota; Viridiplantae; Streptophyta; Magnoliopsida; Asparagales; Asparagaceae. Gene Ontology annotation, molecular function: clathrin binding. Gene Ontology annotation, cellular component: vesicle; intracellular membrane-bounded organelle; cytoplasm.